AUGGUGGAGCCCAAUGGCGGCCUUGAGGCCAUGGUCAAGAUACGCAGGGCCAACAACGUCGAGAAAAAGUGGGAAAAGAAGAUGAGGCGCCAGGAGUUGGAGCGGCUCGAGCAGGAAGAGCGGGAGGAGGCGGAGGCGAAGCGCCGCAAGAAAGAAGAGGAUGAGGAGGCAGCCCGCAGGAACGUACCCCAGUUCGUGCCAUCGCCGAACGCUGUGCUCGACCCGAAGGCGUACUUCGCGGAGUUCUCCCUGUUCCAGAAGCAGCAGCAAGCCGCCGCCUCGCACCGGCAGGGCAUCAACGCUCGCCGCGCAGCUGGUAGGCCACAGCAGGCCGGCCCUUUGCAGUACCAGCCUCCACGUCAACCCGUUGCCAGCGGCACGGCGCUGGCAGGGGCGGUAGGCGGCGGGGUACGUCUGUCAGGUGCGGCAGCGCGGCCGCCUGUGGCAGCGGGCGCGCCACGGGGCUCUGCCGGGCCUGUUUCUGGCAUGGGCCUGCUUGGCGGCUACGAGUCCGACUGA
Prorocentrum cordatum is the source of this 519-nucleotide messenger RNA. NCBI's taxonomy places the organism in Eukaryota, Dinophyceae, Prorocentrales, Prorocentraceae. The record is from the annotation of a GenBank genome assembly.